This is a messenger RNA of Peronospora matthiolae, 663 nucleotides long. Lineage: Eukaryota; Oomycota; Peronosporomycetes; Peronosporales; Peronosporaceae. The record is from the annotation of a GenBank genome assembly.
AUGACGGCGAUCUACAUCAAGAACCGCCUGCCUUCACCCAAGAUCGACCACAAGACUCCGUUCGAGAUCGUGUACAAGUCGAAACCAAGUGUCAAGCACAUGCGCGUGUUUGGAUGUCGGGCGUUUAUCCUGACACCAAGGGAGAAGCGAUUGAAGUGGGACCCGAAGGCUCGUGAAGGGAUGUUCAUGGGCUACGAAGAAGCGUCAAAAGCUUAUCGAGUGUACGACAUUGAGGCGGACCAAGUGGUGAUCAGUCGUGACAUCACCUUCGACGAAUCGACUUUUGACUUUUCGAUGGACCGACCAAGUGACGACGAUGAAGAUGCGGAGUUGGACCUCGACCUCCUGGCGAUCAACGAGGACGACGUGCGUCAAACCGUCUACAAGCAGACUGGCAAGCGCAAGAGUGAAGCAAGACCCGGCAUGUCACGUUCAGCUCGCCCUCGAACUGGGUUGGAACAAGCAAGUGCGCCGGAACACGUCUCCAACCGUCACCAGAAACGACGAUCAAGUGCUCCAGAAACGAUGUCUGAUGACGAAGAAGAUGCAAGCUGUUGUAACUUGAGCGCGAGGCGAAGAGAAAACGAAGCGGAGAGACCGGAGAGAACGAAGCAGAGAACACUUGCUCACUUGAGGGAGGAUUCGAAAGUGAUUGAUUUAUAG